CUCCCUGGUUGCUUGAAGAUUAACUUCUAUCAUGAAUGACACGGUAACUAUCCGGACCAGGAAGUUCAUGACCAACAAACUACUUCAGCGGAAACAAAUGGUCAUUGAUGUCCUUCACCCUGGGAAGGCAACAGUACCCAAGACUGAAAUUCAGGAAAAACUAGCCAAAAUGUGUAAGACCUCACCAGAUAUCAUCUUUGUGUUUGGAUUCAGAACCCAUUUUGGUGGUGGCGAGACACCUGGCUUUGGCAUGAUUUAUGAUUCCUUGGAUUAUGCAAAGAAAAAUGAACUCAAAUAUAGACUUGCAAGACAUGGCCUCUAUAAGAAAACAAAAAUUAAAAAAAAGACAUGGCCUCUAUGA
Messenger RNA from Molossus molossus (Pallas's mastiff bat), 361 nucleotides. RefSeq names its product 40S ribosomal protein S24-like. The transcript has a single exon. Gene Ontology annotation, cellular component: ribosome. Gene Ontology annotation, molecular function: structural constituent of ribosome. Gene Ontology annotation, biological process: translation. Bases 32 to 361 code for a protein of 109 amino acids. NCBI's taxonomy places the organism in Eukaryota, Metazoa, Chordata, Mammalia, Chiroptera, Molossidae. The record is from RefSeq and is a predicted model, not a curated record.